UGACCGAUUCUAACGCCGUUGAUAAACGUCCACCCGAAACUAGGAAGUCUGCCUUUGAGUAUGUUAUAAGGCAAACUUGCUUUCAUCGCCGGAAAAUAACGAGAGUCUCAAAGAUGGCGGCGCCGUCAUGGAUCCAAUCGCUAUUGAAUCCUCGGAAGAACGUGCUGGCCUCUAUGCACAUGAAAUGCGUCUCCACUCGCCUUCGCAGAUAUGGAUUGAGAUUUGAUGAUUUGUUCGAUCCAAUGGAGGAUAUGGACAUAAAGGAGGCUCUAAAACGCCUCCCUCGUGAAGUUGUGGACGCUCGACACCAGCGUCUUCUCCGUGCUAUGGAUCUCUCCAUGAAGCAUCAAUACCUCCCCGACGAUCUUCAGGCAAAGCAGACACCAUUUAGGAGUUAUUUACAUGACAUGAUAUCUCUGAUAAAGAAGGAGAAGGCAGAACGUGAAGCUUUGGGAGCGAUGCCUCUUUAUCAACGCACUAUUCCCUGAUCUGCCACCAUCCCUUUGCUUGCCAUUUGAUUUAUGCUGGUAAUAAUUGGAGCCUUCGUUGGAGAAAAGGUCAUCUGGAUGUUAUUUUGUUGUAUUGCGUGGAGGAACAUAUUGCUUACGCGUGGCUUGUACGGAGCCAGGCCAUAGUCUUUGCUCACUAAUAAAUUUUCUUCUCAACUGCAAAGUUCUGAGGGGAAACUUUUCGAAUUCUUUUGGAUUUGGCUGCAUUAAAAAAGCAGUUGCAUGGUGGGAGAUAUUUAUUCACCAUGGUAUGUCAUAUUUCUUUUUAUAUAUCAGGUUUAUGA
This is a messenger RNA of Nicotiana attenuata, 793 nucleotides long. Its product is annotated as cytochrome b-c1 complex subunit 7-2-like. NCBI's taxonomy places the organism in Eukaryota, Viridiplantae, Streptophyta, Magnoliopsida, Solanales, Solanaceae. Gene Ontology annotation, biological process: mitochondrial electron transport, ubiquinol to cytochrome c. The record is from RefSeq and is a predicted model, not a curated record. The transcript is spliced from 4 exons. The coding region runs from base 114 to 488 and encodes 124 amino acids.